Molecule: messenger RNA, 859 nt
Organism: Balearica regulorum gibbericeps (East African grey crowned-crane)
Lineage: Eukaryota; Metazoa; Chordata; Aves; Gruiformes; Gruidae
Source: RefSeq, a predicted model, not a curated record
CCAUCGGCAGAAAGGACAAGGGAACCUGUUUGCAGAGAGGGGCUGCUGCAGGAGGCAGAGCCGUUUCCUCCACGUUGGGCACGAUGCCUCUGGCAGUCCUGUCAGCGUGGACGUUGGAAAGUGUUGGUCCGGCUGCCUGUCCCAGCGGAUCAGCUCCCCCCACCCCGGCCUCCUGGGGCUCUCCAGACACUCCUCCAUGCUUGACUGCCUUAGAAGCAAGAAGCCAGCAAGCAGUGGCACAUGCAGGCUGGACAACCGGAAACUGCAGGUCAGGCAUCCUGACUCGCUGCUGCGGCCGGGAGCCCCACGUUCCUGCCCUGCGGGUUCCUGCUGCCAGCCUGCCCCCGUGCACGUGGAGCGGGUCCUGCUCUUCGACGCCGUUCGGGAGGUGGAGGUGGUCGACGGCUGUCACUGCAGCAGGUGCCCAGAGGAAUGUCUCCAUCUCCCAGCUCUGAAAACCUUCUUUCCAGGCUCUCCCUGGGAGCUCACGCUAGGUGGACUUUUCUGCGUGCCCACAAAGUUCAACACCGCUCUAGUCCAAAACCCACAAAGCGGGGAGGUGGUUCGGAUGCCGGAGAACUGCGAGGUGAGGGAAAAAUGUUACCGUGUUUCCCAGGUGGAAUAUUGUUAUGGAAUUGCGCACGGCUCUGCGGGACGGAGGGAGGAACGGCUCAAGGAAAUUGAUGUGGGAAGGUGCUUGGGCAGCUGCUCCUCGGGGGAGCCCUGCUCCCUUAGUGCCGUCGUUACAAACCAGUUAGUCCCCUACGGAGAGGAAAAGCAGCCCAGCCAGGGCCUUGCCGAGGGGCUGCAUGGCCCCGGACCCCUGUGUCCCCCGCCAGCCCAGGGAGCGCUGGGGUAA